This is a messenger RNA of Arabidopsis thaliana (thale cress), 1472 nucleotides long. Its product is annotated as 2-oxoglutarate (2OG) and Fe(II)-dependent oxygenase superfamily protein. The coding region runs from base 111 to 1223 and encodes 370 amino acids. The transcript is spliced from 3 exons. The record is from RefSeq and is marked reviewed. Gene Ontology annotation, molecular function: oxidoreductase activity. NCBI's taxonomy places the organism in Eukaryota, Viridiplantae, Streptophyta, Magnoliopsida, Brassicales, Brassicaceae. Gene Ontology annotation, cellular component: cytoplasm.
UUUGGUUGCCCACUACACACUAUAUAUUCCUUUGAUGCCGUGAUAGUCAUUAUAACAAGCACAAGGAAAAACACUAAAUCGUAGAAGAAGAAAAGAAAAACAAACAAGCAAUGGAUUCAACAGCCACCGUUGCAAGUGAUCGUCUUAGUCAACUAAACUCUUUCGAGGAGACUAUGACAGGCGUGAAAGGCCUUGUUGAUUCCGGAAUCAAAGAGGUUCCAGCUAUGUUCCGUGAGCCUCCAGCUAUUUUAGCAAGCCGAAAACCACCACUAGCUUUGCAGUUCACGAUCCCAACCAUCGAUCUGAACGGAGGAGUAGUGUACUACAAGAAUCAAGAUUCAGUUACACGGAGAAGCAUGGUUGAGAAGAUAGGAGAUGCAGCGGAGAAAUGGGGUUUCUUCCAGGUGGUUAACCACGGGAUCCCGCUCGACGUGCUGGAGAAGGUGAAAGAAGGGAUUCGCGCGUUUCACGAGCAGGAUGCUGAAUUGAAGAAACGGUUCUACUCUCGUGAUCACACUCGAAAAAUGGUUUACUAUAGUAACUUGGAUCUCUUCACCGCUAUGAAAGCGAGUUGGAGAGAUACCAUGUGUGCCUAUAUGGCCCCGGAUCCUCCCACAUCGGAGGACUUGCCCGAGGUUUGUGGGGAGAUUAUGAUGGAGUAUGCAAAGGAAAUAAUGAAUUUAGGUGAAUUGAUCUUUGAGCUUCUAUCAGAGGCUCUAGGGUUGAAUAAUUCUAAUCACCUCAAAGACAUGGAUUGCAGCAAGUCUUUGGUCUUGUUCGGCCAGUACUAUCCACCUUGUCCGCAGCCUGACCAUACUUUAGGCUUAAGCAAGCACACCGAUUUUUCUUUUCUCACCAUUGUUCUUCAGGGGAAUCUCGGUGGGCUUCAAGUUCUCCAUGAUAAACAAUAUUGGAUCGAUAUUCCUCCCGUCCCUGGGGCUCUUGUCGUUAACCUCGGAGAUCUUCUCCAGCUUAUAAGCAAUGGCAAGUUCAUAAGCGUGGAGCACAGGGUGAUAGCAAAUAGAGCGGCUGAACCGCGGAUUUCAGUGCCAUGUUUCUUCAGCACCGUGAUGAGGGAGAGCCAUCGAGUAUAUGGACCCAUAAAAGAGCUUCUGUCAGAACAAAACCCUCCCAAGUAUAGGGACACCACCAUCUCCGAGUUCGCAAGCAUGUACGCGUCUAAAGAGAUCAAUACCUCUGCGUUACUCCGUUUAGAGAUCUGAUACAUCGACCAAAGAAAAUGUCUUUGUAUUAAAUAAUGUUCGUAUGCGUUUACUCAAUUUCAAGAUUUGAGACAUCGAGCAAAUAAACUGUACCUUUGUAACGUAAUGUGUGUAUGUGUGUCACUCCAUGCACGGAUAUGUCGACGUAAAACAUCCGUAAAAUGUACCCUUGUAACAUAAUGUAUGUAUGUGUGUCACUCUAUGUUAGGAUAUGAGACAUUGACCAAAUAAAAUGUCUUUGAAAACACA